AUCAAACUUGCCGUUCCUGAAGGGAAGACUAAUGAUAAAGAAUAGAAAAAUAUGCAUGCAAGCUGAUGAUGUAACCCUGUUUGUGCGAUGAUCUAGUUACCUACCUACUCUAUCGGGCGUAGGCAAUACGCACCACGUGCUACAUCCUGGCUUUUCCACUGCUCCAGUGGUUAUAAGAGGCGCCAUCAUAAUCUCGGUGAAUGCCGAUCCCAGUACUAUAGGCCAGGAGGCUGGGUAAGCAGGGUAGGUAAGCAGGCAGGCAGGUAGGCCAACACCUCGUCAGCUCGCCAGCUUGUAUUUAUACUCCAUUGUCCUGUUAGAUCUGCUUCGGAUCUGCUGGGACUUCCCUAGACUGUCUUGGCGAGUGGAAACUCAUGAUUGGUCCAUCAUCUUGCUUUUUUUCGUUACUUUCUCCAAGAUGCGUCUCUCCAACGCCACCUCGGUAUUAGGAGCCUCCCUACUUGUUGGCCGCACAUUGGCCUGCUCCGGCUGCGAUGGCUCGGUGGGCCAUGUCGAACAUGUUCGACAUAUCAAACGCAUGCAACCAGGUGCCAUUAACGCUACUUAUGGGCCUACGAGAGCAUUGGAAUGGGGUCAAUUGAAUUUCCUACAUACCACCGACACGCACGGAUGGUUAGAGGGCCAUUUGAAAGAACAAAACUAUGGCAGCGACUGGGGUGAUUUUGUCUCCUUCUCAACUCGCUUCAAACACCAAGCUGGUAAUAUGGGAGUCGACCUUCUUCUGGUCGACACCGGUGACUUACAUGAUGGAGCCGGGCUGAGCGACGCCACUACGCCAGACGGCGAGGUUUCCAUGAAAAUUUUCGACCAUGCUGAAUACGACCUGUUAACCAUAGGUAACCACGAAUUGUAUCUCGCCAACGUCGCUUACCAGGCUUUGGAUGAGAUCUCGACUUACUGGGGUGAGAAGUAUCUUACAUCGAACGUCCAGAUACUUAACCAGCAAACAGGGGAUUGGCAGUAUAUCGGUAACACUCACAGAUAUUUCACAACUCAACACGGGCUCAGGAUCAUGGCGUUUGGUGUAUUGUUCGAUUUUACUAGCAACACAAAUGUCUCCAAGGUUAUACCGGCAGAGACCAUGGUAACACAGCAAUGGUUCUUAGAUGCCCUCAAAUGUCCAGAGCCUGUUGAUUUGUUUGUCGUUAUUGGACAUAACCCUGCACGGCCGACUGAUAACAUCAGCACAUUUCCCACCGUCUUCAACGCAAUUCGUGCAGCGCAUCCCAACACCCCGAUCCAAUUUCUUGGAGGACACACCCACAUUCGAGACUUUGCCGUAUUGGAUUCUAGUAGCACAGCGAUCGAGUCGGGCCGUUACUGUGAAACUCUAGGUUGGCUUUCGAUGUCCGGGUUUGACAGCACCAACAGCGGCUAUACUGGAAUCGUUCCUGGCCCUGCUGGUGUCCCCAACCCGACCCGUAAGGCGACUCAGAAUUCUACCUCUCCGUUCGUAUAUUCCCGCCGCUAUCUGGACUGGAAUCGCCGGACAUUUGAGUACCAUGCUGCAACAUGGUACGACCAAAACUUCGAUUACAAUAACGGCUUGGCCGUUACGGCGGAGAUUACGAAGGACAGGGAACAGCUCAACCUCGGCGAGGUCUACGGAUGCGUGCCGCAGGAUUACUGCAUGACUUGUGCUCCGUUCCAUAGCUCCAACAGCAUCUUCCCUCUACUGUCAGAUGCGUUAGCAGAAGCUGUUGUCAAUGAAUCCCGCAAAGACAUACCACGCUAUAUCAUCGCCAACACAGGAAGCGUCCGAUUUGAUAUGUACAAGGGACCUUUUACGUACGACGACCAAUUCAUUGUUUCGCCAUUCCGUGACAUCUUCUUACAUAUCCCUAGCGUACCUUACGAGGUAGCUGCUAAUUUGCUCGACUUGCUUAAUAAUCGGGGUGCUAGUGAGAAACGCAACCUUGGCGUUAUGACCAUUGAGCGGGACAUCUGCGUUGAUCCGCCAUUGGCUCAUUCCAAAGUCGGACGUGAUGAGUGGUCGCAUGGAUUUCCCAGCAUUACGAGACGCCAGGUUGUCGAUCUAGUCCCCGGCUACACAACCAAGGACGACUUUGGCGAGGAUGGCGAUGAUACUGUACACACUGCAAUACCACACUACAGUAUUCCCGAUUUCUUCCAAGGAGUAGCUGGGUUCAAUGAGAGCAGUAGUGCGGAUGUUGUUGACGUUGUGUUUGUUGACUUUAUUGAGAACGACCUUUUGGCGAUGCUUGGUUCGAAUUACAGCUCUAGCGACGUGUCUUACUACAUCGACGCCAAUUUCACGACGCAAGAGUACCUUCCAAUAUACAUCAAGAACUCGAAGCUCUUCCAAACUGGGUUACCCAACUGCACCAAUGUGUAGUGUGUUAGCUCAAUCUAUAGAUAUCCAAUGAUUAGACCAUCUAACAUGAUAAAAGUUCACAGUCGUCUUAAUCUAAUAAUAGGCCCCUGUAUAUUUGUCUGUGUGUCUGUGUUUGCGUUGUGGGGUAAGUGUCGAUUGCGUGGCAUGCUAUGCUCUUAUGAAUAUCUAAAUUUCGGCUUUUGCCAUGCAUUUCGUAGGACAAUAGAAUACUCGUUGUUACUUAUUGGUCUUGUCAAUAUACUACUUUAGGUUAUAGGGUUGUUU
This is a messenger RNA of Hypoxylon trugodes, 2641 nucleotides long. RefSeq names its product Metallo-dependent phosphatase-like protein. Gene Ontology annotation, biological process: nucleotide catabolic process. The record is from RefSeq and is a predicted model, not a curated record. The transcript is spliced from 8 exons. Lineage: Eukaryota; Fungi; Ascomycota; Sordariomycetes; Xylariales; Hypoxylaceae. Bases 419 to 2377 code for a protein of 652 amino acids. Gene Ontology annotation, molecular function: hydrolase activity. Gene Ontology annotation, cellular component: cytosol.